Messenger RNA from Hibiscus syriacus, 1428 nucleotides. Its product is annotated as cysteine synthase-like. Gene Ontology annotation, biological process: double fertilization forming a zygote and endosperm; pollen tube growth. Gene Ontology annotation, cellular component: cytoplasm. The transcript is spliced from 10 exons. The coding region runs from base 51 to 1262 and encodes 403 amino acids. The record is from RefSeq and is a predicted model, not a curated record. Gene Ontology annotation, molecular function: cysteine synthase activity. Lineage: Eukaryota; Viridiplantae; Streptophyta; Magnoliopsida; Malvales; Malvaceae.
AUAAAUAUCUGCAGGCUUUUGGAAACGAACCAAAAAGAGGAAAGCAAAACAUGGCCGCAGCUUCUUCUUCCUCUAUCUUCUUCAAUCCCUUGACUUCUAAACACUGCAACUCCAACAAGAUUAAGCCCUGCUCCGACCUUUCUGCCGGCGCUCUCAAGCUGGGCUUUUUUGGUCCCACCACUAACACCACCGCUGCAUCACUGAGAUUCAAGAAGCUGAAUUAUGGGAAAGGAUCGUCUUCUGGUUUCUCUGUUGUGUGUGAAGCUGUUUCGGUUAAGCCUGACACCGCGAUCGAAGGGCUUAACAUUGCUGAUGACGUUACUCAGCUUAUUGGAAAAACACCAAUGGUGUACUUGAACAAUAUUGUGAAAGGCUCUGUCGCAAAUAUUGCAGCCAAGCUUGAGAUUAUGGAGCCAUGUUGCAGUGUGAAGGACAGGAUAGGGUACAGUAUGAUUGCUGAUGCUGAGCAAAAAGGACUUAUAACAGCUGGAAAGAGUAUUCUUGUGGAACCUACAAGUGGAAACACAGGCAUCGGCCUUGCGUUCAUUGCUGCCUCAAAAGGAUAUAAACUUAUCUUGACAAUGCCAUCAUCAAUGAGUUUGGAAAGAAGAGUUCUUUUGAAAGCAUUUGGAGCUGAGCUUAUUUUAACGGAUCCGGCAAAAGGCAUGAAGGGUGCUGUUCAGAAAGCUGAAGAGAUUGUGAAAAGUACACCCAAUGCCUACAUGCUUCAACAGUUUGAUAAUCCAGCAAAUCCCAAAAUACACUAUGAGACAACCGGCCCUGAGAUCUGGGAAGACACUAGAGGCAAAGUGGACAUUUUUAUUGGAGGGAUUGGAACUGGUGGAACCAUAUCUGGAGUUGGCCGGUACCUUAAAGAAAAGAAUCCCAACAUAAAGGUUAUUGGUGUCGAACCUACAGAGAGCAACAUACUUUCCGGUGGAAAGCCUGGUCCUCACAAGAUACAAGGGAUUGGAGCAGGAUUCAUACCUGGGAAUUUGGACCAAAAUGUGAUGGAUGAAGUUAUUGAGAUAUCCAGUGAUGAAGCUGUUGAAACUGCAAAGCAAUUAGCUCUUCAAGAAGGCUUGAUGGUUGGCAUAUCCUCUGGCGCAGCAGCAGCUGCCGCAAUUAAAGUUGGGAAAAGACCGGACAAUGCUGGGAAGCUGAUUGCUGUCUUGUUUCCAAGCUUUGGUGAGCGAUACCUCUCCUCGGUACUUUUCCAAUCCAUUCGAGAUGAAUGUGAGAAAAUGCAGCCUGAACCAUAAGUCUCUUGUACUUUUCUAUGAAUAAAAACAAUUUUUUCCUCCAUGGAGAUGUUGGACCAUUUUGGUAAUGGUAUGUAAACCCUUGAGAAGGCAUUUCCUUGAAAUUCUUCAACUAUGAGUUACGGCAACAAUAAAUUUGAUUAGAAUUCUGCUGCAAUUUUAUAAA